Molecule: messenger RNA, 1545 nt
Organism: Mesoplodon densirostris (Blainville's beaked whale)
Lineage: Eukaryota; Metazoa; Chordata; Mammalia; Artiodactyla; Ziphiidae
Gene: ABHD3
Product: abhydrolase domain containing 3, phospholipase
Exons: 9
Coding region: 103-1338 (411 amino acids)
Biological process (GO): phosphatidylcholine metabolic process; medium-chain fatty acid catabolic process; medium-chain fatty acid biosynthetic process
Molecular function (GO): glycerophospholipid phospholipase A1 activity; monoacylglycerol lipase activity; A2-type glycerophospholipase activity
Source: RefSeq, a predicted model, not a curated record
GCUCUGGUCAAGGCUCCGCGGCGGCGCCGCUGCGCCCGCUUUCGCUCCUUGCCCGCUAGCUGGCCUCCAGCCGCAGCACCCGCGCGCCGCGGUCCCCGGGCCAUGCAGCGCUUAGCCAUGGACCUGCGGAUGCUCUCCCGGGAGCUCUCGCUCUACCUGGAGCAUCAAGUCCGGAUCGGUUUCUUCGGUUCGGGAGUGGGCUUAUCCCUGAUCCUGGGCUUCAGCUUCGCUUACGCCUGCUACUACAUGAGCAGCAUUGCCAAGAAGCCCCAGUUAGUGACAGGGGGUGAGAGUUUCAGCCGCUUCCUUCAGGACCACUGUCCUGUGGUGACAGAAACGUACUACCCGACGGUCUGGUGCUGGGAGAGUCGAGGACAGACACUGCUGAGACCUUUCAUCACUUCCAAGCCUCCGGUGAAGUAUAGAAAUGAACUUAUUAAAACUGCAGAUGGAGGACAGAUUUCACUGGACUGGUUUGAUGAUGAUAACAGUAAGUGUUAUAUGGAUGCCAGCACCAGACCUACUAUCUUAUUGUUGCCUGGCCUCACUGGAACAAGCAAGGAAUCAUAUAUCCUUCACAUGAUUCACCUUAGUGAAGAAUUGGGAUACAGAUGUGUGGUUUUUAACAACAGAGGAGUGGCAGGGGAGAAUCUCUUGACGCCAAGGACUUACUGUUGUGCGAAUACUGAAGACUUGGAGACAGUCAUUCAGCAUGUUCACAGUCUGUACCCUUCUGCUCCAUUCCUGGCAGCAGGAGUUUCAAUGGGAGGAAUGCUGCUUUUAAAUUACCUUGGCAAAAUGGGGUCAAAAACUCCUUUGAAGGCAGCUGCAACGUUUUCAGUUGGUUGGAAUACUUUUGCUUGCUCGGAGUCAUUGGAGAAACCACUGAACUGGCUGCUUUUUAAUUACUACUUGACAACUUGCCUCCAGUCUUCCAUUAAUAAGCACCGGCAUAUGUUUGUAAAACAAAUUGACAUGGAUCAUGUCAUGAAGGCUAAAUCCAUUAGAGAAUUUGAUAAGCGAUUUACUUCAGUCAUGUUUGGCUACCGAACAAUUGACGAUUAUUAUACUGAUGCCAGUCCAAAUCGUAGACUGAAAUCAGUAGGGAUUCCAGUGUUGUGUCUGAAUUCUGUGGAUGAUGUUUUUUCACCCAGUCAUGCUAUUCCAAUAGAAGCUGCUAAGCAAAACCCUAAUGUUGCUUUGGUCCUUACUUCUUAUGGAGGCCAUAUUGGUUUUCUGGAGGGAAUCUGGCCAAGGCAGUCCACUUACAUGGAUCGAGUCUUCAAGCAGUUUGUGCAGGCCAUGGUUGAAUACGGACAUGAACUCUCUAGCAUGUAGUUCUUCAGGUGCAUUUUAUCUAAACCACCAUAUAAAGGCAGCUCAGCUUACUGCACAAAUCUUACUGUAUAUAAAGCAAAUAAGCCAGCAGGUGGUGAAGAGGUCCAGAAUGACAUGCAAAAACUACUUUUUGGAGUAACAAAACAACUUUGUAGCAAGAAAUAAAAUAUAGAUUUAGACUGUAACUUAUGUAGAUUUUAUUUUUAC